Messenger RNA from Papilio xuthus (Asian swallowtail), 2557 nucleotides. RefSeq names its product DNA polymerase eta (gene DNApol-eta). Gene Ontology annotation, biological process: response to radiation; error-prone translesion synthesis. NCBI's taxonomy places the organism in Eukaryota, Metazoa, Arthropoda, Insecta, Lepidoptera, Papilionidae. The coding region runs from base 86 to 2470 and encodes 794 amino acids. The record is from RefSeq and is a predicted model, not a curated record. The transcript has 8 exons. Gene Ontology annotation, cellular component: nucleus; replication fork; site of double-strand break. Gene Ontology annotation, molecular function: DNA-directed DNA polymerase activity; damaged DNA binding.
UAAUUUUUGUCAUUAAUACAUAUUAAAUGUGAUAUUCUAUUGAAUUAUUACUUUUUAUUGGUAAUAGUAAAAAUACAGCUUAAUCAUGGAUCAAGAAAAUAGAGUAGUGACUUUAAUUGAUAUGGAUUGUUUUUACUGCCAAGUUGAAGAAAAGCUUAAUCCUGAAUUAAAAGGGAAACCCGUAGCUGUUGUACAAUACAAUCCUUGGAAAGGGGGCGGGAUUAUUGCAGUUAAUUAUGUAGCAAGAGCUAUGGGUGUAAGUCGACAUUUGAGAGGGGAUGAAGCUAAGGAGAAGUGCCCAGAUAUCCAGUUGCCCAAUGUCCCAUGUAUAAGAGGCAAAGCUGAUCUUACGAAAUAUAGGGAAGCUGGUAAGGAAGUGGCCAAAGUCCUGCAGAGAUUCACACCACUGUUUGAAAGAGCAUCCAUUGAUGAAGCAUACUUGGACAUCACAAUUCCUGUACAACAAAGAAUGCAAACAUUGAAUGUAAACACAUUGAAAAAGGAUAUGGCACCCAACACAUUUGUACUUGGAUAUGACAGUAUAGAAGACUUCAUAGCAGAGGUACAGGGCUGUAGCAGUGAUAACAUUGACUUUGACUAUGAACAAGCAAAGCAGCUGUUAGUGGGGGCUACUAUUGUGAGCGAGAUUAGAGCUGCUGUAUUUAAUGAAACUGGUUAUGAAUGUUCAGCCGGGAUUGCGCACAACAAGAUAAUGGCCAAACUCGUUUGUGGUAUGAAUAAACCAAACAAACAAACUGUUUUGCCCAAACAUUGCAUUGAUGUUCUGUUUGAGUCAUUACCUGUAAAGAAAGUAAAAAAUUUAGGCGGUAAAUUUGGAUACAGUGUUUGUGGUACUUUAAAAAUCAGCAAAAUGGGCGAACUACAAAAAUUCAGUAAAACAGAACUUCAGAACAAGUUUGAUGAGAAAAAUGGUUUGUGGCUGUACAACAUUGCGCGUGGUAUUGACCUAGAACCUGUCCAGGCCAGAUUCAACCCUAAAAGUAUUGGCUGUUGCAAGCAGUUUCGAGGCAAAACUGCCCUUACAGACUUAGAGAGCAUCAAGAAAUGGUUGAAAGAACUCAGUGAUGAGAUAGAAGAACGACUGGAGCAAGAUGCAUUGGACACAAAUAGAACCCCGCGGCAGAUGGUCGUGAGUUUUUCGCAGCAAGUUAAUGGGCGUGACAUCAGCAGUUCACGGUCUUACAAUUUUUUGGCAGAUGAUGAUCUGUGUGCAGAACUUUUUUGUCAUAAAGGUCUUGAGUUACUGUUGGAUAGCACAGAAGGAGUCAAACCUAAAGAAGGAGAACCAAAUAGACAGUUAAAAGCGCCAAUAAAAUUUCUGGGUAUAAGCGUAGGGAAGUUUGAAGAUCACUCAGAUAGUAAGAAAAUAAAAAAGAUUAAGGACUACUUUUCCUUUGCAUCUUCAAUAAAAGAGGUUCCAAUUGAAAAUAAAGAAACAAAACCUGUGAAAAAUGUAGAAGAAAAGAUUGUUAAGAAAAAUGAAGGCAAAGAACACAUUUUCCAAAAAUUCUUUAACAGCAAUUUAGUAAGCACUUCUGCAAAUGCAACGAUAGAUACAAAUGAUAGUGUAAGCAUUGAACAAAAGGAUGAGAAUGUUUUACAAUCCUCUCUAGAUAAGCAAGAAUCAUUCUUUGCUAAGUUUCUUAAAAGUGAACAUAACAAUGAUUCCUCAGGAAAAGCUAGUAGAAUAGAAGAAAUCAGACCUCCUUCACCUAGUUGUAAUGUUAUAAAUUGUGGAGAAGCCAGUAACGACACUGAAUACUCUGAAUCAACUCUAGAUAUGGAGAUAAAUAAAAGUAUAUCCUUAUUUGAAGAUGACCCUUCAGACAUAGACCGUGUUAGCAGUAUGCGACAAUUACUUAAUAAAUCUAAUCUUAUAGAAGAAACCUCAAAUGAUACAAGAGAUAAUAAUGUAGAUAACAAAAACAGCGAAAGUACAAAUUUAGAAUCAUUCAAAUGUCCAGAUUGUGGUAAAAUUAUCGAUAUUAAUAUGAUUGAUAUUCAUGCUGAUUACCAUCUAGCUCUUAAACUAAGAGAAGAAGAAAGAGAGUUUAGACGAAAAGAAGUAUCAGAGAAAAAUAAAGAUAAGAAAGUAGUUUCAGAUAAAAAUAAUGUAAAAGAAAUGACUCCCAUUCGAGAUACAAGUAAAAUAAAGCCAGUACCAGAACAAGCAAGAAAGAAUGAAGGUGCGUCAAUAGCCAGUUAUUUUAUGAAAAUUGAUAAUAAUGUACCAACUGAGACUUGCACUGAAUGUGGUAAAAAAUUUCCGAUGGAUAAAUUUGGAGAACAUUUAGAUUUCCAUGCAGCUCAAAAACUGAGUAGAGAACUAAACAAUAACAUAGUUAAAAGCAAUAAUGUUGAGAAUAGUGUUAAGAGAAAAAGGAAUUCGGGGUCGCCAGUGAAAAAGUCUAAAGUACCAUGUAAAUCUAUUGAUCUCUUUUUUAGGUAGCAAGAUACGAAAUAUUCAGCAUGUGUAUUGUAUAGCAUUUAUAUUUUUUUAAAUAUCUAUUGUAAAUAAUUUUUUAAGUUGUUUUAA